Messenger RNA from Drosophila hydei, 2133 nucleotides. RefSeq names its product tyrosine aminotransferase (gene Tat). The coding region runs from base 319 to 1740 and encodes 473 amino acids. NCBI's taxonomy places the organism in Eukaryota, Metazoa, Arthropoda, Insecta, Diptera, Drosophilidae. Gene Ontology annotation, biological process: aromatic amino acid metabolic process; biosynthetic process. Gene Ontology annotation, molecular function: pyridoxal phosphate binding; L-tyrosine:2-oxoglutarate transaminase activity. The record is from RefSeq and is a predicted model, not a curated record. The transcript has 4 exons.
AGCCGAUAAAAGCACCAAGAGAUCAGCCGAGUAAAUCAGUUUUGAUUUAACCCAGAAUUCGCACCGACCUAAUACAUUAAUAAACACGCCAACGCAAUCCACAGCUAUAGCCACAGCCUCGCCGAGAUUGUAUCACUAAUGCUUGUGUGGAAUGAAAAUCAGGAUUCCAACUUUACCUUCAUUUGAAUACUGAACUCCGAGAAGUCCCGAGCGCAUUGGCAACUGCCUCAUUGGAUUUGGAUUUUUUUUUGGACUUUCUUUUAGGUUUUUUUUUUUUCUUUUCCGUGCCUAAAUUUGUUUCUACUCUGCCUGGUGAUAAUGCCUAGCAGUGCUGCCAGCAAAGACUACAAGUUUGAAAGCAACUCCCCGGCAACAACUCCCAACAGCGGCGGCGAGACUCUCGCCCAGGAGCUGCAGUCGCAAAAAAUUGACGAUGCUGCGAUUAAGUCCGUCCAGCAUCGCACUGCCUGGCAGAUUAAAGGCUCUGCCCUGUCCCUGAACACACACAAUCGCAUUCGUAACAUUGUCGAGGCUCUGCAGAUUAAGCCCAAUCCACAGAAGCCCAUGAUACCCCUGUCCAUAGGCGAUCCCACAACGUUCGGCAACCUGAAGGCUGCCGAUGAAACUAUGAAGGCUGUGCUCCGAUCCCUGGAGAGCGGCAAGUUCAAUGGCUAUGCCCACACGCAGGGCCAUGAGGCGUCGCGCCAGGCGGUGGCCAAGUAUAGUGCACAUCAGCGCCCCGACGGGCUAAUCGAUCCUAGCGAUGUAAUCCUUUGCAGCGGCUGCUCGUCAGCUCUGGAGUAUUGCAUAUUGGCGUUGGCCGAACGUGGCCAGAACAUACUGGUGCCGCGGCCAGGCUUCUGCUUGUACCACACACUUGCCGAAGGCCUGGACAUUGAGGUGCGCUACUAUGAGCUCUUACCGGAGCAACAGUGGCGUGCCGAUCUCCGGCAGCUGGAGAGCCUCAUCGAUGCGAACACAGUCGCACUGCUGAUCAACAAUCCAAGCAAUCCCUGUGGCAGCGUCUACGACGAGGCGCACUUGCUCGAACUGAUUGCCAUUUGCGAACGCCACUAUCUGCCCAUAAUCGCCGAUGAGAUCUAUGAGCACUUUGUGUUCCCAGGCUCGCGUCACGUGGCCAUAAGCAGCCUCACACGCGAGGUGCCAGUGCUGUCUUGUGGUGGGCUAACCAAGCGCUUCCUUGUGCCCGGCUGGCGCAUGGGCUGGAUAAUCGUGCACGAUCAUUACAAACGUCUGGGCACCGCGGUCACGGGUCUCAGGAACAUGUGCGGUCGCAUUCUCGGCACGAACACGAUCAUCCAGGGCGCACUGCCCGACAUACUGACGAAGACGCCGCAGUGCUACUUCGAUGGCGUCAUCAAAGUGCUCCACGCCAAUGCCCAGCUGGCUUACAAAAUGCUGAAGCCGGUCCCCGGACUGAACCCGGUCAUGCCCAACGGAGCCAUGUACAUGAUGAUUGGUGUCUGCAUCGAGCGCUUUCUGGCCUUCAAAGACGACACACACUUUGUGCAGGAGCUGGUCAACGAGCAGAGCGUCUUCUGUCUGCCCGGCAGCUGUUUCUCCUAUCCGGGAUAUAUACGAAUUGUUCUGACCGUGCCGAACACGAUGCUUGAGGAGGCGUGCGUUCGCAUCGCCGAGUUUUGUGACACGCACUACAAGAAGGACAACCGGGCGCUGAUAGAGGACGGCCUGCUCGAGGAUGGUCAGAUACAUUACUAAUCUGAAUGCGCGACAUGGAAGUAGUUUUCUUGGGUUGGUACCGUUGCUAUACACACACUUUAUUAGAUGCUCUCUAGGCUAAGGUUUCUAGCUUGGUAUACAUUAGUGUAACAAUAAUUACCUAAACGUAUAAUAUAAGAAGUAUUGUCGUAAAACAUCAGAACUUAGCGCACAGACGCGCAUACUCCAUUAGUCUGCUCAUAAGGAAGUAUGUCCCUAAGUCCAAUGGUAACUUGUAAGAAAAUCGACAUACAUGACGAUGUGAAUGCAUGAAUGUGUGCCUCCUUUUUGUUCUUAGCAUAUGUAAAUGUACGUGAAUGAAUAAAUAUACAUAAAAACAGCGCUAUGUAUAUGUAUGAUGCACAUGCAUCAGAACUCCGUCUGCUGCCCAAC